CAAAUCAUAUCAAAUAUUUCUACAGAAAAUCGGAAGAAAGGCGUACAUAUUGGCUGGGGUGCACGAUGGCGAAGUAAAUGCAAUUGAUAGAGAGGUGAGGUCCCGAACAAUUUUCCAAUUGCCGUUUCGAUCCCAGCCGAACAAACGAUCAUGAGCAACGACUACGAUUAUUUGUUCAAGCUUUUGCUAAUCGGGGACUCCUCUGUGGGAAAAUCUUGUUUGCUCCUCAGAUUCGCGGAUGAUUCCUAUGUUGAGAGUUACAUAAGUACCAUUGGAGUUGAUUUUAAAAUCAGAACUGUGGAGCAGGAUGGAAAGACAAUCAAGCUGCAGAUUUGGGAUACUGCUGGACAGGAGCGGUUCAGGACAAUUACAAGCAGUUAUUACCGAGGAGCUCAUGGAAUAAUUAUUGUCUAUGAUGUUACUGAGAUGGAGAGUUUCAACAAUGUCAAGCAGUGGUUGAAUGAAAUUGACAGAUAUGCAAAUGAAAGUGUAUGCAAGCUUCUAGUUGGGAAUAAGUGUGAUUUGGUCGAGAACAAGGUUGUCGACACACAAACAGCAAAGGCAUUUGCAGAUGAGCUUGGAAUCCCGUUCCUUGAGACAAGUGCUAAAGACUCGAUCAAUGUGGAGCAAGCUUUCUUAACCAUGGCUAGCGAGAUCAAGAAAAAAAUGGGUAACCAACCAACUGCGAACAAGUCAACAGGAACUGUUCAAAUGAAGGGGCAACCAAUCCAGCAGAACAGCAGCUGUUGUGGUUAAGCAUGGCGACUGUAGUUGUCAAUUUGCCGUUACCAAAUUGCUAGACGCUGAAACUCUGUUGACUGUACUCACUUCCAAAUGGAUAUAUCAGAAACUGUUAAAUAUGGCUAUUUUAAUUCACUCCUUAGCUUUUGGGAAAAAAUGAAUUUUGACUCGAGCGAAGAAGGUAUUCGAUUCCAGGUCACAAGUUCUCAUUGAUAUGUUGAACGUAAAUAAUAGACUAUUACGUAAUUUCCACAGUAUAUCAAAACUUACUUGUCCAUGUAGUUGCUUUCAACUGUACCCUCAUUCUAAUUAUUCUCGUAUUGAGUAAUGAAUAGGGGUAUAGUCCAUGAGUUGUUUUUAACCAUCCUCGUAAUAAACAGUACAACUCACACAAAACCAUCAGAAACCCUAAUAAACGUCGAAGACGCAUCCAUGAAUAAAUCACAAUCAAUCAAUAAAACAGCAACAAAAUAUAGUACCCAAAACUUAAAAUAAAAAUAAACAAAACGUUCCUGAAAAAUUGGGGGAAAAAAGGAUUAAAAAAACUGAAACGAGAACGGA
Molecule: messenger RNA, 1302 nt
Organism: Carya illinoinensis
Lineage: Eukaryota; Viridiplantae; Streptophyta; Magnoliopsida; Fagales; Juglandaceae
Product: ras-related protein RABD1
Exons: 8
Coding region: 151-756 (201 amino acids)
Molecular function (GO): GTP binding; GTPase activity
Source: RefSeq, a predicted model, not a curated record